AUGAUUAUGGUUAAUUCGGGACUCGGUUUAGGUAAUGCUUUGGUUAAAAAAGUACUCGAUGGUGGGGUUAACCAUAUGGUUAUUGCAACGUACCGUCUCGCAAUUUCCACCGUAUUUUUGGCACCAAUCGCAUAUUUCUGGGAAAGCGCAAGUUUGACUCAGUAUUUCUACCUACUUGGGCUAUCGUACACAUCGGCUACGUUAGCAUGUGCUUUUAUGAGUAUGGCACCUGCGGUUACAUUCGUUAUGGCUCUAAUAUUCAGGGUAGAGAAGCUAAACAUGAAAAGCAAAGCAGGUAUGAGGAUGGUGAUGGGCACUUUGAUAUGCAUAGGAGGAGCUUUAUUACUCACAAUGUACAAAGGUGUUGCCUUGACAAAACUUCACAAGCUAGAAACUCAUUCAUCGAUCAACAAUAAAUCUGCAAUGAAGCCUGAGAAUUGGAUCAUCGGAUGCGUGCUUCUCUUCGCGGGUACUAGUUGCUUCGGGUCCUGGAUGCUAAUACAAUCCAAAGUGAACGAUAAAUACCCUUGUCAAUACUCGAGUACCGUUGUAUUAUCCUUCUUUGGUACCAUCCAAUGCGCCCUUUUAAGCCUAAUCAAAUCUAGAGAUAUCUCGACUUGGAUCCUCACUGAUAAACUCGAUAUCAUGACCGUUGUUUAUGCAGGAGCGGUAACACAAGGAAUAAAUACGGUGGGAACUUCUUGGUGCAUCAGAAAGAGAGGACCUAUCUUCACUUCUGUUUUUACUCCAGUCGGACUUAUAUUCGCAACCCUAUUUGAUUUCUGGAUCCUUCAUCGUCAAAUUUGCAUUGGAAAUGUUAUCGGGUCUGGAAUCGUAAUCUUUGGACUAUACAUAUUCUUGUUGGGAAAAGUCAGGCAAAUGAAGGAAGAAUCUGAAAAGAAGUUACCUUCUCAUGUUAGUGAAGAAGAAGGGGAAAAUGAUGAACAUUACAAAAAGGGUCAUCUUAUGGUUGUUCCAAUGACUCCUUAA
Molecule: messenger RNA, 990 nt
Organism: Arabis nemorensis
Lineage: Eukaryota; Viridiplantae; Streptophyta; Magnoliopsida; Brassicales; Brassicaceae
Source: the annotation of a GenBank genome assembly